Messenger RNA from Talpa occidentalis (Iberian mole), 8582 nucleotides. It is a transcript of the gene SIK2, whose product is annotated as salt inducible kinase 2. Gene Ontology annotation, biological process: protein phosphorylation; microtubule cytoskeleton organization; intracellular signal transduction. The record is from RefSeq and is a predicted model, not a curated record. The coding region runs from base 34 to 2805 and encodes 923 amino acids. The transcript has 15 exons. NCBI's taxonomy places the organism in Eukaryota, Metazoa, Chordata, Mammalia, Eulipotyphla, Talpidae. Gene Ontology annotation, cellular component: cytoplasm. Gene Ontology annotation, molecular function: protein serine/threonine kinase activity; magnesium ion binding; ATP binding.
UCCAGCCCGCCGUGCUCAGCAGCGGGGCCCAGCAUGGUCAUGGCGGAUGGCCCGAGGCACUUGCAGCGCGGGCCGGUCCGGGUGGGGUUCUACGACAUCGAGGGCACGCUGGGCAAGGGCAACUUCGCCGUGGUGAAGCUGGGGCGGCACCGGAUCACCAAGACGGAGGUGGCAAUAAAAAUAAUAGACAAAUCUCAGCUGGAUGCAGUGAACCUUGAGAAAAUCUACCGAGAAGUACAAAUAAUGAAACUCUUAGAUCACCCUCACAUAAUCAAACUUUAUCAGGUAAUGGAGACCAAAAGUAUGCUGUACCUUGUGACAGAAUAUGCCAAAAAUGGAGAAAUUUUUGACUAUCUUGCUAAUCAUGGCCGGUUAAACGAGUGUGAAGCCAGGCGCAAAUUCUGGCAAAUCCUGUCAGCUGUUGAUUAUUGUCAUGAGCGGAAGGUCGUGCACCGUGACCUCAAAGCUGAAAAUCUCCUGCUGGAUAACAACAUGAAUAUCAAAAUAGCAGAUUUCGGUUUUGGAAAUUUCUUUAAAAGUGGUGAACUGCUGGCAACGUGGUGUGGCAGCCCCCCUUAUGCAGCCCCCGAAGUCUUUGAAGGGCAGCAGUAUGAAGGACCACAGCUGGAUAUUUGGAGCAUGGGAGUUGUUCUUUAUGUCCUUGUCUGUGGAGCUCUGCCUUUCGAUGGACCAACUCUUCCAAUUUUGAGGCAGAGGGUUUUGGAAGGAAGAUUCCGGAUUCCAUAUUUCAUGUCAGAAGAUUGUGAGCACCUUAUUCGAAGAAUGUUGGUUCUAGACCCAUCUAAACGGCUAACCAUAGCUCAAAUCAAGGAACAUAAGUGGAUGCUCGUAGAAGUUCCCGUACAGAGACCUGUUCUCUAUCCACAAGGACAAGAAAAUGAGCCAUCCAUCGGGGAGUUUAAUGAACAGGUUCUGAGACUGAUGCACAGCCUUGGAAUAGAUCAACAGAAAACCAUAGAGUCUUUGGAGAACAAGAGCUAUAACCACUUUGCUGCCAUUUAUUUCUUGUUGGUGGAGCGCCUGAAAUCACAUAGGAGCAGCUUUCCUGUGGAGCAGAGACUUGACGCCCGCCAGCGCCGGCCGAGCACCGUGGCUGAACAAACAGUUGCCAAGGCACAAACCGUGGGGCUCCCCGUGACCAUGCAUUCCCCAAACAUGCGAGUGAUGCGAUCCACCCUCCUCCCACAAGCAUCCAACGUGGAGGCCUUUUCGUUUUCAGCGGCCAGCUGCCAGGCAGAAGCAGCAUUCAUGGAGGAAGAGUGUGUGGACACUCCAAAGGUCAACGGCUGUCUGCUGGACCCAGUGCCUCCUGUCCUGGCAAGGAAAGGGUGCCAGUCACUGCCCAGCAACAUGAUGGAGACCUCCAUCGAUGAAGGCUUGGAGACAGAAGGAGAGGCUGAGGAAGACCCCAGUCAGGCCUUUGACGCCUUCCAGUCCACACGCAGUGGGCAGCGCCGGCACACGCUGUCAGAAGUGACCAACCAGCUGGUCGUGCUGCCCGGUUCAGGGAAAGUUUUCUCCAUGAGUGACAACCCCUCACUUGACAGUGUUGACUCUGAGUAUGAUAUGGGGUCUGUUCAAAGGGACCUGAACUUUCUGGAGGACAACCCUUCCCUCAAGGACAUCAUGCUGGCCAAUCAGCCCUCACCCCGCAUGACAUCUCCCUUCAUAAGCCUGAGACCUGCCAACCCAGCCAUGCAGGCUCUGAGCGCCCAGAAGCGGGAGGCCCACAACAGGUCACCUGUGAGCUUCCGAGAAGGCCGCCGCGCGUCAGAUACCUCCCUCACCCAAGGCAUUGUAGCAUUUAGACAACAUCUUCAGAAUCUGGCAAGAACCAAAGGAAUCCUAGAGCUGAACAAAGUGCAGCUGUUGUAUGAACAAAUAGGACCAGAGGCCGACCCUAACAUGGCGUCAGCUGCUCCUCAGCUCCAGGACCUCGCCAGCAGUUGCCCUCAGGAGGAAGUCUCUCAGCAGCAGAAAAGCGUCUCUGCUCUCCCGAGCAGCGUGCACCCGCAGCUCUCCCAGCGGCAGAGCCUGGAAGCCCAGUACCUGCAGCACAGACUCCAGAAGCCCAGCCUCCUGUCAAAAGCCCCGAACACCUGUCAGCUUUAUUGUAAAGAACCACCACGGAGCCUUGAACAGCAGCUGCAGGAGCACAGACUCCAACAGAAGCGACUCUUCCUCCAGAAGCAGUCUCAGCUGCAGGCAUACUUUAAUCAGAUGCAGAUAGCAGAGAGCUCGUACCCACAGCCGAGCCAGCAGCUGCCCCCCCAGGAGACGCCCCCGACAGCACAGCAGCCACCGCCGUUUGGCCUGACCCCGUCCCUCGGCCCCGUCCUGGAGCCCGCUUCGGAGCAGAUGCAGUUCAGCCCUUUCCUCCGCCAGUACCAGGAGAUGCAGCUGCAGCCCCUGCCCUCCUCGCCGGGCGCCCGGGCCCCUCCGCCACUGCCCGCCCACCUGCAGCAGCCCCCGCCGCCGCCACCACCCCCGCCACCGCCACAGCCCUCGGGCGCGGCCCCCGCGCCCCUGCAGUUCCCCUACCAGACUUGUGAGCUGCCCGGUGCUGCCCCUCCCGAGCCAGACUAUUCCACUCCCUGUCAGUACCCCAUGGAGGGGGCCCAGCAGAGCGGCAUGGCGGCGCCCGACUGUCCCCGGAGCUCAGGACUGCAGGAGGCCCCCUCCGGCUACGACCCCCUCGCCCUGUCCGAGUUCCCUGGACUCUUCGAUUGUGAGAUGCUGGAGGCUGUGGACCCGCAACACAGCGGCUACGUCCUGGUGAAUUAACCUCCACCCGGACGGUGAGGCAGGUCAGGUGAAGGAAGAGUGUGUUUCUAUUUUUAUUCCACCCUUUUCCAUUUGAAGCUUGUUUUCCUCCUGCCCUCGCACUCACGGGGGAAAAGGCAAGUCGCCCAGCUGGAAUCAGAGGGCCCCCCCACAGUCGUCCAUGGCAAGUGCUGGCAUGUAGUUUUAGGCUGAAGGUCACGCACUUAGGUCAAAUGGAUCAUGCUCUUGUGGGAGGCACCGACAAAUGUGUUUAUCAGAAGAUUUCCGGACUGGGUUUUACGAGAACUGCACCAACCCAUGCUGAGGGGAACCUUGGUGAGAGAGGAAACUUCGCGUGCCAUUCUGUAUGGGCAAAAAAAAGGCAAUACAUCUUCCACCGAAACCAAGCAACGACGCGUUACUUGAAGGCCAAUCAAGAAUCCCAUAAUGAAAUUCGAUGCACAGGAGAUAAAGGAAAGUUGUACUUAGUCAUUAAAUCUAAAGUUCUAAGCUGCCGGUGCAGGCUGUCCCCAAGACCACUGGAAAGCAGUGGCGUGUGAGCUGCGUUUCGGGGGCCACUAACGACAGCUGGUACUGACCCCCGAGACUGGCAGCGUACGACACGUCUCUCUGGGCGGCGCCCUGGGCCACGGUGUCCGUGCACUUGGGGCUCCGGAGAUGUCGCGCGUAGAAUCAACCGACAGGACACGCACCGACCACAGUGGAGACUGGGGAGAGACGGUCGCGAGCAGCAGCCCCGAGCCAGGGAAGACAGGCUCUUUCUUCCUGCAGCCUUCUGUGGAGACUUCUGGUUUGGGACAGUCGGUCUCUGGAGGACCUAGUGUCUCCUUUUAAAUGUAAUAACUACUUUGACUUUACACUCUAUGUUGCUAGUAGUUUCUUCAGCUUUGUAUAUUUGGACAGUUUCCUAUAGGGCUUAGAAAUUUUAAGGGCAAGAAAAAUGAACUUUUCUCUCCCAUGUGAAGUGGUAGUGCUGUGCCUUCCCCCCGAUCAUGCUUUAAUUCUUUCUUCUCUGUAGACACCAAGUUGCCCAUGUAUGUCAAUGCUAGAUCCAAAGUCACUUCGGAGUUUGUUUUCCACCGUGUGGGAGUCGCAUUCUUAAUUUCCUUGAAGUUUUGACUUGCAGUGAAAUGUUCAAGUAUUACAGCAAUAUGCAAAAGCCACAGAUGUGUUAACCAUUGAAGCAGCUCAUCUGCCAAACAGGUGAUAUUGCGAGGGUAAAUGUAACCCUUACAACUCAUUCAUCAAAGUAAGUAAAAUACAGACGUUACAGCUAGUUAACUGUACACCUAGAAGUCAUGAGUCAUCUGUCGUUUGAACAGGAACAUCCAAGUGUUACAAAUUCAGUAUUAUUGACAAAGGAGAUCACUCUGUCCUUCGAAUGGCUUUUCCAAACAGCAGAUGAAUGUGUUAAGCACAAAGCAUCUUCCUUAAAGCACAAAGAAGAGCACUACUACACUGAUGCUGCAUCUAGAAACACCUUUAAGUUGCCUUUCCUCUUUGUAGUAAGUGUCCAGGCAGGCGAGGAAAAGCAUGGCAGGCCCGAGGAGCUCUGUCCUGGCCCGCCCAGCCUCUAGCUGGCAGCCUGAGCAGUCCCUGCUGCUGGCGCCGGUGGCCGUGGGCGCUAGAAAGGGUGGGGUGGAGACUCUCAGCUUCUGUGAUGUAACAACACACAGCGACAAUUCGGGAUGAAUGAGUGAUGUUCCUUCUGUGGGUUGCUUGUUCCUCCUCGUGCUUAAGAUUGAUCAUUUCAUGAAAUAACAUUAUUAGGUCCUUUCGUUAAGAUUUCUAAUGUGUUUUAAGUCUUUGCAAAAUGAGCCAGUUCAAAACAGGGCGGGAUUUGUUUAGACCGAGGAGGAUGUUCUCCCAGAUUUACUAGAGAAGAGCUAUAAAUUCAUGAAAUUAAGAUGCCUUCCAGGUUGAAAUGCUGACCACUCGUCUCAGCGUGUCGAGAAGGGCAGUCACAGACAGGCACAGAUGCCCGCCUCCCUCCCCUGACAAGACCACGAGCCCCCUGAGUCCAGGAAGCUAGGAGCUACGGCAGGAUUUAGGACAACAGCGGAGGGACACGGAGAGGCUGCUGAAGGGAUACAGGUCCCCAAGCGGGAAGGGGGACACUCCGGGUCCGUCGGAACCAGUAGAUGAGCCCCGGGGGCACAGGCCCAGUGGACAGCAUGGCCGCGCGGCUGGACCUGUGUCGUAAGCUUUGGUUUGCAUUUCCUUUUUAUUUCAAGCAGAUGUCAGGUUCCAUAACCAUCUGUAUUAACUGACGCGCCAGCUAGUGAGAGGAGACUGGCUCUGUCGGUCAGCCAGGGGCGUCCUCCACCUCUGUCUCAUUGCUCUGCCCCGACCCGGUGAGUUUUCCCUUCCCAGAUACUAACGUAACACUAAGAAGGCCUGGCGCCACUGUGUGAGAGGCUACUUUGAAAUAACGACUUUCUUUCCAGUCUGUUUCACAUUAGCAGUGUGUACACUACUGUAUAAUAAUCAUUAGCUUUAUUAUCUUGUAAACCAGGCUCCUCUGAAGAGACUUUGGUGAGAUGACCAUGAGGUAAAAAUUUCAUUCGACAAAAAGUGCAAUAUGUGUGGUACUUUAUUUUCUAUGUUCUUUUUUUAAUCCGGGGUAUUAGUCUCUGCUUUGGGAAAAAUGCACUAGUUCUGCAAUUUCCAGUUGGGCAAGUGUGUCUUUAGUAUUUACAUGAAACUGAUAUGCUGGUCCCUGUAAGGCAAACAGAGCACAUUAACCGCUGACAGAGAGGGUGGUGGCACAUUUCAAGUCCUGGUGAGCUACACAGACCAUCCCUAGUCACCACCUCAGCCCCUCCCAGGCCUGCACUGCCCGCUGGUUACCUUGGGAACGGAGAAGGGGGCAGAAGAUUCUCUGCACCAACCACCCUCCCCUGUCCAUCUAAUGGGAAACAUCUGGGGCCCACCGAGCAGGCCUCACAUGGGAGUAUAGGACUCUCUUAGUUCUGAAGUGAACAAAAGCCCUUCCUUUCUGUAUUCUCCUUCCCAGGACACAAAGCAGUGUGGCCUUUUCUUCCUGAGAAAUAAAGAACUCCCACGUGGGUAAGCAGUCUGUUAGAUGGGACUGGCAGGAGCCUGGAUCAGGACCCACGUCCACCCCAGCCUUCGAGUCCCCCAAGUAGAGGGAGAGGGCCCCCUGAGGGAGUAUUGCCACCAGCCAACUACAGGCCUAAAGAAAAGGGACUUGUGGCACUAGCCUCCUCCAGUCUGCCCCAUGCUCUCACCAUAACCCAAAGAGGUGUGGAGGAGGGGAUGCUUAGAGAAAAGAAGCUUCUGUUAGGUUUGGGAGACAUGUGUCCUCUCAGCUUGAGAGUGACUGGGUGGCCACCCAGCAGCUUCCUCUCAGUGCAGGUCAAGAGGUCAAAGCUGGAGGGACCGGAACAGCCUCUGGUGAGGCCAGGCUUGUCACGUGGACGUGAAAAGCGAGUGGCUCCUUUCUCAGGGUCCCCCCAUCUCUAGUCAAGCCCCAGGUUCUUAAAUGCUAGGUUCUGCCUGGGUCUCAGCCCCCCCCACCCCCCCUUCCCCGAAUACAUUAAUCACCUACCCCUGCCAUCACACUUAAGCUCCCUAGGGGCGUAAAGGGAACAACUACUCCAGGUAACUCCUCACUCCCCUCCUUAGAGACUUUAGUGUCCUUAUCAACAUUGGUCCCAGUGAACAGUGGCGGUCCCGUGCGGGGGCUGACCUUGGCUGCAUCCGUACCCCUAAACUGGGCUGCCUCUACUGCCUCCUCGGAAGCCACCCGAGCUGCUCGGUUUCUUUGUGCCUAGACAUCAAAGGUAAAAACUGGAGAACAGGUAGUAAGUUGGAGUCAUUGCACAGGCAGGGAGCUUUGUCACUUUGUUGGUUCUGGAAAUUUUUACAGAACUUAUCUUCAGAGUGAUGUGUGGAGGACGAGAGCAGAAUCAUCUGCCUCUGUUUCUAAACUGGAUGAAAAAGCAUUUUAGACCACGGAUGGCCCCCGACAGGUCAGUGGUGUGAUCUUCUCUCACCAGCGGCCCCGGGAAGUGGCUGAUGACACAGCUCUGCCUGACCCUCAGCCAUGGCCCCUGGAAGGCGCGGGGAGAAGGAAGGCUGACCCUUCAAGGCCCUUUUGGCCCCAGGGUCUGUGGUCUCACAGUGCCCCUCAUGUGCUGCCUUGUGUUCCCCAAUUAAGACAGGCUGGCUGCUCCUGAAACCCUCCUCCGCCCCUGCCGGGCCACCAUCUCAUGUCACAGCUGAGCUGCGGUGACUUCAACCACCGAGCAGAACCAGCAGGAGCUGAUGUGUAGACUGAGGGGCAGGCACUGCCCCCAGACCCAGCCCCUCCAUUCCGAUGGCUCCUGCCCAUUCAGCUUUCCUGUCCAAAAGGGAGCCAUCAUCCGUGUGUACGCUCAUUUACCAGCCCCUUCACAAGUAAUCCCUUGACCCUCAUAACGAUUCUCUGGGCAGAUACUGUCCUCACUUUCCAUGGUGGGGGCAGGCGAGGCUCUGGUUUGUCAUCCGAGGGCACAGGACUCAGGAGUGGAGGAACCAGGACAAACACUUGGGUUUUCUGCCUCUUGCUGCGUGCCCUUUCACCUCUUUUCUUGAGCAGCCAGCCGUACAACCAGCCCCCGUCCCGGUCAAGUGCUGGGGGAGCGUGGCAUUGGCCUGCGGCCUUAUUCUCACUGGACAGCUGCCUGGCUGCAGGGAGGGUGCCCUCCGGGUGCCCUCCAGUGUCCAGAUGGCCCUGCAGGAAAGGGGCUGAGGGAGACAUGGGCCCCAUGGAGUGGCCAUCCUUCCCAUGUGCUGUUAGCUAGAGACGUUGAGGUCCACAUCAUAGAUGCUAGCUUCUCCCCUUUACGUAAUGUGGUGGUUCCCUACAGAAGUGUGUGAUAAAGGACGCACCCUUCCUUGAUUGCCCAGGGGGCUCAUUCCAGGGGCCAACGGGCUCCACACCUGGAAAGGAGGCUGCUCCGAGAAGAAUUCAGCCGGGAGCGGCUGGGGGAGGCCUUGCUUUACAGCUGAGGCCCAACAACAAGUACAAGUGCUAAUCAGACACUUUCACAGUGAACAAACAUACUGCGGUUGAAUACUUUGUCUUUUCAGAAGCAAAGCGGGUGGGUAAGGAGGAGCUUUAAAAAUAGAAGUACAGAACACAUCCUGGAAAAAUAUGACCCCAGAUUGGAAUAACAUUACAUUAGCAAAUACAGAUAACCGAGGCUUGCCGCUGGCUGUGAUGCCUAUCUAUCUGCAAGAUUCGCUCAAUCAAGGAAAUUCAAGUGGUGAAAGCUUCCCCCUACUGCUGGUGACAGAAACCUGCCUCCACAGAAUCUCUGAAGGGAAAAGAAGCAGAGAGAAAAGCUUGCUUCUCUUUUGGGACUGCAAUUUAAGAAAUAAAAUGAUACAGAGAUGUUUGCACUUUGUAGAAAGGGCAAGAUUAUUUGCUUUUUUCUAGAGGGAGGAGGGUGAUCUUUGCUGGAUGUUUGGUCUGUGAAAGAGUUACUUUUGAUAAAGUUAAUCUAACUGUAGUUAUUUUCUGUGUGCUUUUUUUUUUAAUUACUAAGAAAAAUUGAUGAAUUCAAUAGCUUUGGUAUUUUGAGAACAAAUCAUAAUAGCUCCAAUGUGGAAAAAAUUCAAAAUGUAACCUGUCACUCAAUGUUAGAAAAUUGCCUAAAAUGCAGUUUAAUAAAUGAUCUUUGUAUCAAACAGUAAUUUAAACGGGGUAAUUUUUUCAAGGAAAAUGUACUGUUUUUAUGUUUCCAACCCUCUUGAAUUCAAAUAAAAAC